This is a messenger RNA of Pocillopora verrucosa, 2179 nucleotides long. RefSeq names its product pinopsin-like. Gene Ontology annotation, biological process: G protein-coupled receptor signaling pathway; phototransduction; cellular response to light stimulus. NCBI's taxonomy places the organism in Eukaryota, Metazoa, Cnidaria, Anthozoa, Scleractinia, Pocilloporidae. Gene Ontology annotation, cellular component: plasma membrane. The record is from RefSeq and is a predicted model, not a curated record. Gene Ontology annotation, molecular function: G protein-coupled photoreceptor activity.
GUUAGCUAUUAAAUUUAACGGGGGCAUUUAAUCAAGGUGUCUUCCUUUAGCGCAUAUUUAGGCAAAUUCUGCGAGAAAUCUUGGGAACAACAUUCUGCUCCAUAGCGAAAAACCAAAGAGAUUUUGGCUUCAUAGGAGAAGGUGAACUGUUUGUGGGAAAACGUGCACACAAAAGAAAAGGCAAUGGAAGAACUUGGGCCUCAUGGGCACAGAUCUUACUUACUUUAUGGCGCCACUAUGUUCGUCAUUUUAACCCUUGGCCUCAUUGGGAACUUCCUCACCCUUAUUGUUCUUUUCCACCCGCAACAUCGGACCAAGAGCAUGACUCCGCUUAUGGUAAACCUAUGUGUUGCAGACCUACUGGUGUGUUUGUUUGGGUACACUGUGGCAGUGAACUACAACACGGCAGAUUUUGCAAACACUGGCAGUGCCCCUGCCCUUUGCUACUGGCUUGCCUUUAUCAACGCCGCCACAGGCCUGGCCUCCAUCGGUACCUUGGCUGUCAUGGCAAUCAUAACAUACUUGGGUAUCUCUAGAAAUGAGAUCGCUCAGCAGAACAGGAUGACAGGAAAGGCAGAGAUGCUGUUGCUUACUGGAAUCUGGUUGUACGCGAUUGUGUUGACGAUUCCUCCGGCUAUGGGCUGGAACAAAUUUAUUCCUAUUCCUUCACGAGUAAGCUGCCAUCCUGAUUGGUAUUCCCAGGACCUCAGCUCCAGGUCUUACAUCAUAUAUCUGGUAACGUUUGGCUUCUUUAUCCCUUUGGUGAUCAUACUUGGGAGCUACGGAGGGAUAUACAGGUGCAUUCGAAACAGCUCUGUGCCCGGGGCAAAUGAAGAUGCUAGGGUGCGGCAAAUACGGUCUAGGAAUAAAACCGUCCGCCUGGUGAUUUCCAUGACUUUGGCAUAUUUUGUAAGCUGGUCUCCGUACUGCAUUGUCAGCCUGAUCGGUACCGCAAUCGGCCACGAAAGUGUCUCCCCUUCUUUGUCUCUGGUUCCUGAAAUAAUGGCAAAGGCUUCUGUGGUCUACAACCCGAUCCUGUACGUGCUGCUUAACGCAAAGUUCCGAGUCACUCUGAUACAGUUCUUUAGCUGGAGUCGUGUCGGUAAUGUCAUUUCUGAGAGCUCCAAUGCUGAUGAAAACACCACAGGGGUAAUGGAAAUACAAACAAACUCGCUACGCCAUCGAGACAUAUAAAGUAUGAUACUACAUCUGAGUAAAUCAGACCAAUACAAUCACGGGUCAGACUGAUUUUCUUCGUGAGCUCGUAGAUUUCACUUUAAAACAUUAAUUUUUUCCACUACACGGUAGGUAGUAAAGUUGAGGUUCAGUAGUAUAAACAUUUAUCGUCAAUUACUAUUUUCUGCCGCGCGUCUGACACUGAGAUGGUCGCUCAUAAUACGCUCAAAUAGGAUCGAUCUAAAUAUGCGAAGCAAAACAAUUUAUUUUGCAUUAUUUUAGAAAACCGAGAUGGUUCUAACUGCUUUUAGACUAAGACAGAUUCAUGGGUAAAGUUUGAAAGAAACAGAUUUUUUUGAACCGAAAUGCACCGGACUGCUUUUGGAGAGAAUUCUUGUUUAUCUCAUUAAAUGUGUUAGGUUGGUUCGAUUUUUCUGUAUUUCAUUGAAAGUAAAGCAACGCUUUGGGUUGAUCAGGUUUUUUAACCGCAAUCAAACUUAAUUGAUUGAAAAGGCAUGGUUAGUCGUUUCCGCAGGCUUACUGAAGUCGACCGAGGGCUUCAGAAGCCACUCGCGACGCUAACUAUUAACAAAAAACAAAGUGGUGAGUUACUCGCGCACUUUGGAUACCUGAAUAGGGAUGAUGCUUUUAUAGGUGCACAAAUCGCCGAAACUGAACAAAUUACGCCAACUUCCUAAAUUUGUGAACGAAAGAAGUUUGGUGAUAAUUAGUCUCACGGGUUAACACAUUUUAACUGGAAUUGCGUGGGGAAGUGAUACAUUGGGAAACUGUUACUGAUUCAGCGUCAAGCAGUUGCGUUUGGAGACGGUUGGUCCCAGUUGAAGGCGAUCUUAGGUUGUAGAUUCGAUUUUAUUUCUUCCAUAAGACUAGUUUUCAUAGGGGUAUUACUACUCUUAAUCAUGAGUGUGUGUGAAAACGAUUUUUAGUUCUUAGGGGUACUUUUAAGGCUCCCAGUUUGCCGUUGUAUGGCGUGUUGUCAAUA